AUGUCUUCCUCAUCGAACACUGCUCUCAAAACGCUUAUAUCACGUUGCGACAAUAGCAGUCUGUAUGAAUACACGUCGCGUUUCGUUCCAGAGCUGGCUCUCCUAGGCUACACAGAUGUAGCAGCGCGCCUGAUAGGCAGACUCAACAACUAUGACUUCUACCACGACCGAGUCGGAAGCCUUCGGCCCCUUUGGUUCCUCUGGGAUCUGCGUGCGAAGGGAGAUGAUGCACCAUGGCCUGAAGGAGAAGAAGAUAAGGUGCGCCGGGCUGUGAGGGACAGACGAGCAAAGACGAACAACGGCGAACCUCGAACGGGAAGUGACGGAACAGUAAAACCAGACGAUGUACAGGAAGAGCUGCAACUUAUGGCGAAAGAGUUUGCGUCGAAAUGUUAUGAUUUGCCUGGGAUGCUAGGUCCGGCAAAAGCACUCCACACCUAUCCGCUUGAUGACCCACGCCUUACUCCUCGAAUGCUUCGAAAGGCGAUAAAUUCCAUCCAUAACUUUCAGACUGGGCGUCUGACAUCUAAUAUGCGAGACGUAAGAAGCGGGCUGGUGAACAUGCUGGACCUGGUCUUAUGGGCUGAAGCGAACCAUGAACAGCCCGGGAUGGACGAAUCACUACGUCAGUCGGGCACCCAGCCAUCCCAUGAGUUGCUACGUUGGCUAGCGCACAGUUUGGGAGAACGUUCGUACGAGAUUCAGCCGGCGAUGGAGUCCAGGCAGGCAUGGAAGUUGUACAAAAGCGGAGCGCUGAGACAGCACCUCAACAUUGAUGAAGCAGCGCUCGCAACCUUUGCAAAGGACUUCGAGAACGCUUUGACCGAUCGACUCACGAACGGUCGAGCUAGACCAGGAGCAAACAUCUCCAUUCAAGAACUUUUAGUAGCAGCCGAACACAACACGAAAUACAACGCCGGGGCCAGAAAAGUCAAUCCCGAGCCCCCUGAAACCUCCCUCUUUCACUCUCCAGCCACCGACUCGCAGAUUGAAGAAGCCGAAACACGGCUCAACACCACCUUGCCAGCCGACUACAAGACCUUCCUCAACAUCAGCAACGGUUUUGGUUCUCCUUGGGGGCACCCACUAGGCGACCUUCAGACGCCUCUGCAUCCUAUCGACAAACUACGCUGGCUCGACCCUGCAGAAGAAGACUACUUCACUGACCUCACGCUCGACCUACCCACUCGAUGGGAUAAAUGGCCUUUCGUCCCCGCCCCAACAGCCAAGGCUUACGCCUGCGAUGAAGUGACAGAGCAUUUCCUCAUCGGUCGUGCAUUGGAAAUUGGUACGCAGGAGAUUGAUAAUACGUGGCUUCUCCCGCCUUCUACCAUUGUGCCGAUAAAGCAGGCUGUGAAGAAGAUGCUGGACGAUGAGACUCUGGGUAAACGCGAAAAGAACAGUGUAAGAGUUGCGAUCAAGGAUUUUGCCGGGAGUGAAGAGGAGUGGGAGCAGAUGGAGUGGACGUGUGUUACUUGGGCUAGUGGAGGGGUGGCGGCUAUGUAUGUUUAUCCGGGGUUUAGGGCGUGGCUUGAGGAUGUUGUUGAGAAGGGAAGUGUUGGGUUGGGGGGUGACGAGCAGGAAGAGCAAGAGAAGAUGUUGAAGCGUGGCAUGUGGUUGGGGAGGGUGUUUGAGAAUAGAACAAGCGGGGAUAAAUCGGACGCGGAGGAAUCGCCGGGGUGGCUGAAAGACGCGAUUAGAGCAGCGAUGCCAAAAAGAAGAUGCUGA
This is a messenger RNA of Alternaria arbusti, 1728 nucleotides long. RefSeq lists its product as uncharacterized. The record is from RefSeq and is a predicted model, not a curated record. NCBI's taxonomy places the organism in Eukaryota, Fungi, Ascomycota, Dothideomycetes, Pleosporales, Pleosporaceae. The transcript has a single exon. Bases 1 to 1728 code for a protein of 575 amino acids.